Archocentrus centrarchus (flier cichlid) is the source of this 2870-nucleotide messenger RNA. RefSeq names its product Bardet-Biedl syndrome 7 (gene bbs7). Gene Ontology annotation, molecular function: protein binding. Gene Ontology annotation, biological process: intracellular protein localization; non-motile cilium assembly; intracellular transport. Bases 410 to 2548 code for a protein of 712 amino acids. Gene Ontology annotation, cellular component: neuron projection; axoneme; BBSome. The transcript has 19 exons. NCBI's taxonomy places the organism in Eukaryota, Metazoa, Chordata, Actinopteri, Cichliformes, Cichlidae. The record is from RefSeq and is a predicted model, not a curated record.
CGGCAGCUGCCUACGUUAAGUCCCCGAGUGCUGCAGAGAGCGUUUAUACCUGAUAUCAGCGUUUAUAAAAGAGAAUUUAUCCGCGUUCUGAAACAUCGACACACACAACGACUCGCUUCGUGUCCUUUGCUAAAGAUGAUUUUCGGCCAUCGAAGACCGCGUGCCACUAAAUCGUGAUACCCAGUUAGCUCUGAUAGCUAACGUUAGCACGUCCAGCUAAUCUCCUUGCUUUAGAUAAUCCCAGUCUCAACUAGCAUCGUUAUCAUAUUGGAAGUCGGUUGGACGUUUUUCUAGCAAAGUGUUAAUGGUAAAAGACGCCUAUGGACCGAGACUAAUGUCUGGAUAACCUGUUUGGACUAUUUGCAGCACUUUUUCCUCCCCUUAAGUUAAACCACAGUAGAGAAAGAAGAUGGAUCUGCGCCUCAAUCGAGUUGAUUAUAUUCAGGUUGGUGUGACAUCUCAGAAAACUAUGAGGCUGCUUCCUGCACUGGGAAAAAAGGCAACCCAAAAGGUUGCUAUUGCCGAUCAUGACGGCAUACUCACAUGUUUUGGCAUCAAGAAAGGGGAAGCAGUGCCUGUGUUUAAAACACUUCCCGGGCAGAAGAUAGCCAGAAUGGAUCUUGGAGGCGCUGUGGGAACUCCCCAAGAGAAGAUCUUUGUCUGCUCUGGUUCUCAGGUCCGAGGAUUCACUAAGAAAGGCAAACAGUUCCUCACUUUUGAAGCCAACCUAACCGAGAGCAUUAACGCCAUGCAUGUCUCAGGCGCUGACCUUUUUGUGUGUGCAAGUUACAUCUACAACCACUACUGUGACUGCAAAGAUCAGGACUACUACCUCUCUGGAGACAAGAUCAAUGACAUCACAUGUUUGUCCUCAGAAAACCUCACUCACCUCAUCCCAGUCCUGGCAUGCCAAGAUCGAGUUCUCAGAGUCUUGCAGAGAUCUGAACUUGCCUAUGACAUUGAAAUUCCUGGCCCUCCUUCUGUCUUGGAGCUGUAUAAAGACAAUGGAGAGGAAAUUCUCUAUGGAACCACAGAUGGAAAAAUAGGAUUGGUUGAGAUAGGUGAGCGUUCAGCUGCAACCAAAUGGGAGAUUGACAAUGACAAGAAGAAAGGAGGAAUUCUUUGCAUUGACACCUACGACAUUAUUGGUGACGGAGUGAAUGAUAUCCUGGUGGGCAGGGAUGAUGGGACCGUUGAGGUCUAUGGUUUUGACAGCUCCAAUGAACCCACAUUACGCUUUGAGCAUGUAUUGUCAGAGAGCGUGACCUCCAUCCAGGGUGGUUGUGUAGGGAAGGAGUCUUAUGAUGAGGUUUUGACUGCCACCUACACAGGAUGGGUGACUGGUUUGACCACCGAGCCCCAGAAGGCAGAGGCCGGCCCUGGCGAUGAGGUCAGGAUGAGUAAGGAGACACAGUCUAAAGUAGAAGCACUCAGGGCAGAGCUGGAGCAGCUGCAGGUCAAAGUCCUGCAGGGACGUGAGCAAUACCAGCAGACCUCUCAGUCAAGCACGGCUGUCUCUGCUGUCCCAGUCUUCAGCAUCAAUGACAAGUUCACUCUCUGCCAGGACGAUGCCAGCUACAGUCUCACCCUAGAGGUGCAGACUGCCAUCGACAACCUGCUGCUGCAGAGCGAUGUCCCCAUAGACCUGCUGGAUGUGGAUAAGAACUCGGCUGUUGUCAGUUUUAGUGAAUGCGACUCAGAGCAGCCCAAUGGGAACUUCCUCCUGGCCACUUACAGAUGUCAGGCCAACACUACCCGAAUUGAGCUCAAGGUGAGGUCCAUUGAGGGACAGUAUGGGACCCUGCAGGCGUAUAUUACCCCAAGACUACAACCUAAGACCUGCCAGGUCCGCCAGUACCAGAUCAAACCUCUGUCCCUCCACCAGCGGACUCACAGCAUAGACCAAGACAGGCCCAUGAACAGGCUGAGUCUGGUGGGGCAGUUCAGUUUUGCAGAGAUCCACUCCUGGGUGGUUUUCUGUUUGCCAGAGGUGCCUGAGAAAACACCAGCGGGAGAGAGCAUCACGUUUUAUUUCCACAACACGUUCCUCGGCACACAGCUUGAAGCCACCUACUGCAAAGGGGAAGGUCACUUCAAGUCUGACAACAUCUCUACCAUCUCCAUACUGAGUGAUGUUCUGUCUAAAGAAGCUACCAAGAAGAAAAUCAAUCUCAACAUUUCAUAUGAUAUCAAUGAUGACUCUGUGAGCCAUACCCUUAAGAUGAUCCAUCCAAAGCUGGAGUACCAGCUGUUGUUGGCUAGAAAAGUUCAGCUCAUCGACGCUCUUAAAGAGCUUCAGGUUCAUGAGGGGAACGCCGAUUUCCUCAUUCCAGAGUAUCGCAACAUCUUGGAUGAAUCGGCUAAUCUCCUCGAUGAGUACAAGAAACAGCCAGCACACCUUGAAAGGCUUUACGGAAUGAUCACAGACCUCUUCAUCGACAAAUUCAAGUUCAAGGGCCAGAAUGUAAAAACCAAGGUGUCCUCAUUGCUGGAGAUACUUGAUAACUAUGACUUAAAUUUGCUUUUAGAUUUUUUUAACGAGGCAUAAGCUUCAGAUAGGAUAGAUCAGAGGGUGUUCAUUUACUUGUCUGUGAGGGUUUGUGAUAUUUUUGUAUGUUAACAUGUUUGUUUCAUGGUAAUAUCUGUGUUAAUUAUGUAUAUUUAGUUACUGUUUGUCAUAACUACCGAGCACAAUAUUUAAAUAUUUAUGUCUGAAAGCAACUGCUAUAAAGUUGCCAGUGAAUAGCUGACAGCUGACAUUUGAAGUGACCAAAUAUGAGGCUGUUAAAGUCACAUGUAAUGUAUAUUUUUAUGUUACGAUUUUCAUAGGACUGUGAUGUUCAUCUCUUAAAAUAAAAAUGAAAUGAGAA